This is a messenger RNA of Chenopodium quinoa (quinoa), 1713 nucleotides long. RefSeq lists its product as uncharacterized. The transcript has 5 exons. The record is from RefSeq and is a predicted model, not a curated record. Bases 720 to 1679 code for a protein of 319 amino acids. NCBI's taxonomy places the organism in Eukaryota, Viridiplantae, Streptophyta, Magnoliopsida, Caryophyllales, Amaranthaceae.
UAUAAAAUAAAAAAAAAUCUAACUAUAGUUAAAGAUUUAAUUAAAAAUUAUUAUUAAUGUCGUGAGUAAGAAAUAUUACAAUAUUAUGAUUAUCAAAGAUAAUAAGAGUUUUUACAAAAAUUAAAAAAUAGAGUCUUACCAAAGAGCUUUUUUUUUUUUUUUUUUUUUUCUUACCUCCUUAUAUGUAAGCCCUAACAUUUUCCUUCUCUAAAAUCAUUAUCAAGUAAAAUUUACUCAUUUCAUCCAAGUCGAAUAGUAACAAUUAAUCUGAACUAUAUCAUCAAUAAACAAAAACACUUUCUAAACAAAAUAAAUCUAAUUUAUAAUUUACUCCGUAUAACAUAUUAAAAAUAUUAAUUACAGCUCAUUUAAGUAACAUGCCCCACAUAAAAAAUAAAAAAACCUCAACUACAAAGUCUACGAUGAACACAGUUUAAUCAAUGCCGUUGAAUUCAGAUAGAUCCACCGUCUCUAACUCUUCGAACGUUAGUAACACUAGCGCCAACUAUUUAAACACCAAAAAGCUAAACCCCAACAUUCCCCCUUUAUUUCUCCAAAGAAAUACUAGCCGUUACAACCUUCAUAUUCUCUCUUUCUACGACCCUCCAUUCAUCAUCAUCUGCUGCUCAUCUAAAGAAUUUACACACCACCUCUCUCUUCAUCUUGAUCUCAAACCCGAACUCGACUCGAACACGUAUUUUUAGGAAUCGCUUUUGCCAAUGACUACUUCUGCAUCUCCUUUGAUUAGCCCCUCGUCAGAUAAGCGUUAUUGGAGUGCUUUACAUGAAAGGGUUGAAACCCUUCUUGAGAAUCGCAAAUCUGUUCGAUCCUAUCCGAUUUCCUUAACGAAUGAUGGAGAAUUGAAUUCUGCUAAGAAAUCGAAGGCGGACUCGAUGCUUUUGAUCAGAGGUUUCGAUUCGAUUGCCUCUUCACUCUCUCAGCUCACAGGCAAUAUUGAGAAAGCUCUUCAGGGAGCCAGAGAACUAGAAAAAACCUCAACAGUAACAGAGAUUAUCCACAGCAGCAGUAGCAGCGACGCGGCUGAAUCAGAAAAAGAUAAAAAUCAGGAAAAUUCAGAGAAAAAGGGAGUGAAGAGAAAGCUUGCUGCAGAAGAUUGUUCAAACGGCGAAGGAGAGAAUGAAGCAACUCCUGAGAACAAAAAAAAACAGAAGCACCAAACAGAACUGAACCUUAAGAACGUUAAAAAUCUCUCAGUUGCUAUGGCAGCGAAAUCAUCCUCACUAGCUAGGGAACUAAAAUCAGUGAAAUCUGAUAUGUUUUUUCUGCAAGAGAGGUGUGCUCUACUGGAAGAGGAAAACCAGAGACUUCGAGACGGGUUUGGAAAAGAUGACAGACCUGAUGACGAUGAUUUGGUGAGGCUUCAAUUAGAGGCACUACUUGCUGAAAAAUCGAGACUAGCAACUGAGAACGCGAAUCUAACAAGGGAAAAUCAGUGCCUUCGACAACUUGUCGAGUAUCAUCAGUUUGCCUCCGAAGAUUUGUCUGCUUCAUAUGAACAAGUAAUUCAAGGGCUUAGCUUAGAUUUCUCUUCCCCAACAGCUGAAGACAAGGACAAUCUCGAAGAUCCCCAAACUCCUAAAACAUCAACAGAGGUUUUUGAGUUUCCGUCCUGCCUUGAUGAUAGCUUUGCAGGAGAGCAAGUAACGCUAAAAGACUGACUCCACUGUCACAUGGAUGCUUAACCUUAGAUGU